Messenger RNA from Arvicanthis niloticus (Nile rat), 1399 nucleotides. Its product is annotated as melanoma-associated antigen B4-like. NCBI's taxonomy places the organism in Eukaryota, Metazoa, Chordata, Mammalia, Rodentia, Muridae. The record is from RefSeq and is a predicted model, not a curated record. Gene Ontology annotation, biological process: negative regulation of transcription by RNA polymerase II. Gene Ontology annotation, cellular component: nucleus.
GGAGGAGGCACAUCCAGAGCGCCAACCGAAGCUAAGCUCUGCCUUGGCAGAAGCAGGAACCGGGCCCAAGUUUCAGCCAGAGUCAAGGUAUUUGCAUCUCUAGCAUACUUCUACCACUUCCUGCACUUCACCUUAACCAGAGUCAUCAUGCCUCGUGGUCAGAAGAGUAAGACCCAUGCACGGCAGAAACGCCACCGGGCCCGAGGUGAGACUCGGGCUUAUGAAGAUGCUCAGGAAACAGCAGAUGAAACAUCAGAAACAGCAGAAGAGUACUCUGCUGCCUCCCAGAGCCAGCCUGGGCCUGAGUCUUCCAGCCCUCCUGAAGAACCUCAGAAAGCAACACCGACUGCAACACUUAUUCUGAGUAGCUCUUCCUCAGAAUCAGAUGAAAGCUCUGAUGAAGAAAGUGAGCCAAGUAUGCAAAAGGAGUACCCUUACGAGGCCAACCUAACCACUACUGUUCUGCACCAAGAUAUGAUUGCAAGGAGAUCGGUGAUUCUGUUACAGCACCUGCUCUACAACUACAAUUUGAAGCAGCUCACUACCAAGGAAGAAAUGCUGAAGGUUAUUACCAAGAAGUAUGAAGACGACUUUCCUGAGAUCCUCAGGAAAGCCUCUGAGAAGCUUGAGGAUGCCUUUGCAGUGGAAGUGAGGGAAGUCAACUCCAGUCAGCCCUCAUACAACCUCAUCAGCAAGCUGAAGCUCCCCAACAAUGGGAGGAUCCGUGCUGGCAAAGGCUUACCCAAGACCGGUUUUCUGAUGAGUGUCCUGGGUAUCAUCUUCAUUCAGGGCAACUGUGCCAGUGAAGAAGAGAUAUGGAAAAUCCUGAAGAAGAAGAAAAUCUAUCCAGGGAAGAAGCACCGCAUCUUUGGUGAGCCCCGGAAGCUCAUGACCCAGUAUUUGGUGAAGCUGAAGUACCUGGAGUACCGACAGGUGGCCAACAGUGAUCCUCCAUGCUAUGAGUUCCUGUGGGGUCCCCAAGCCCAUGCUGAAACAAGCAAGAUGAAAAUCCUGGAAUAUUUGGCCAAGAUCAACAAAACAACACCUAGUGCCAUCUCGACCCUUUACCAAGAGGCUUUGAAAGAUGAGCAAGAGCGAGCAAAAGCCAGAGAUGAAGAUAAUACUGACACCACUGACCAGUCUACUGAAGGUUCCCCAGAAAAAUCACCAGCAGCUUCUUCCACCCCUGUUGACACUUGAAGGUUUCCUGUCAUCAAGAAGACAGUGCAUCACAAUUUUUCUUGAUAAUAUAAAGUAGACAUAAAGUUAGAAGGAUUAAUAGAUGUUCAAACCUAGUUUCCUUUUAUUAGUUUUACUGUGUGGUUUGGUAAAGUUACAUGCAAUUGAAUAUUAGUCUUGGUUUAUGAAAGAAAUUUGUAGAAAUUAAAUGUUAUGACUU